AGAGGAAACUGCUCCCUGACUGAUAAGCAGGCACUGCAAUAGAGAGACACAUGCUGUUUCAUAAGGAUACUCCUGAUUUCCAGAUAUGACCAUGUUUUUGUGGCUUGAACUCUUGGCAUUUGGCUUUGCCCUUCUGGACAACAAUGUUUUUGUCAAAGGGCAAAGUCAGAACUCUACUGUAACUGAUAAUUCCAGUAUGACAUCCUUGCACAGCACCAUUUCACCAUCUAUGAGCCUUACUCCAACCAGCACUACAUCAAACAUGCCUGAGUCUUCCUCAGACACCACACAUUCCAUGACAACGACUACUCCACCUUUCAAAAAUGGAACCACAGCAGUAACGACUCCUCCCAUAAUUUGUGGCAAAAUUACUCUUACAAUGGAAAAUUACACCUACACUCAGAACUCAGGCAAUGGAAAACUGAAAGUUUGGGAUCAAAAUAAAGAAAUAACUCCACUCACUCUUAAAUGUAAAUCCAAUUGUACUAUAGAAAACGAUACUAUCGGAGGACUUCAGGAAUGUCAAACAUAUGACAUUGAAAUAGAAGUUUGUAACACCACUUUAUAUCCAAUUCAUGUCCCACCUGAUAAAACAAAUUUCAACUUUACAUAUGAAGGAAUAAGUAACAGCUCUUUGCGUUUAAGUUGGACUAGAAACUCCUCACUUAAAUGUAAUUUGACCUAUUCGUAUGCCUGUCAUAAUGGUACAACAAAUUUCAACUUUACAUAUGAUGGAAUAAGUGACAGCUCUUUGCCUACGUGGACUAGAAAAUGCUUGGACAAUCACUGUAUAGAGCUGACGGGUCUGUCAGCCAACACCCCUUAUUAUUGUACUUCAAAAAUCUUGUUUGAAACUGACAAAAUGAUCAAAGAAGGUACGGCAAAUAUAACAACAGAUUAUGGAACACCAAAGCAGCCUUCAAAACGUGGUCCAGAAACUACAACUCCUACAAGUGUAUCAUUUAACUGGUCUGAACCAUCAGAUAAAACAAAUGGCCCUAUUGAUGGCUAUGUAGUGAAAUGUAAUGAAAGCUGUAAAGAAGUGGACGUUUGGCAUAACACUUCUUAUAACUGUACAGGAUUUAGUCCUUACACAAAAUAUAAUGUGAUAGUUAAGGCAUACACCAAUACAAAGAAAGGACAACAACUUUUCGGGGAAUUUUUGACUUUUACUGGAUGCACAAAUUCAUCAAAACCAGAUCCAGUGAAGAAUAUCCAUGUAAAGCUUCUAUCCAAUAAUGCGGUCCACAUUACAUGUCAGGGGGGUAAGGCAAAUGGCAAAUUAACAAAUUUCACAUUGAAAUGGGAUGGAAGAGACUUUAACAAUUCCAAGUGUGAAUUUUUUCAAUACAAUCUUUAUUACUUGACCACAUACGACAUUGAGAUUUACAUGUACAAUGGAGAGUAUCAGGGGGAUCCUGUCAAACGUGAAGUAACAACAAAAUACAAUUCUCAAGCCCUGAUUAUAUUCCUGGCGUUCUUGAUUAUUGUGACAUCAAUUGCCUUACUUAUUGUUCUGUAUAAAAUCUAUGAUCUCCACAGAGAAAAAUUAAGCAAUUCAGGUGAAGAUGUGGUGCUUGUUAAGAGGGAUGACGAAAAACAACUGAUGAACGUAGAGCCUAUUCCUGCAGAAAUGUUGUUGGAAACCUACAAGAGAAAGAUUGCUGAUGAAGGAAGACUUUUCCUUGAUGAGUUUCAGAGCAUUCCCAGAGUUUUCUCUAAGUUCUCAAUAAAGGAAGCACGCAAAAACUACAACCAAAACAAAAACCGUUACAUUGAUAUUCUCCCUUAUGAUUAUAACCGAGUUGAACUCUCAGAGAUGGAUGGAGACCCAGGAUCAGACUAUAUAAAUGCAAGCCAUAUUGAUGGUUUCAAAGAACCAAGGAAGUACAUUGCUGCCCAAGGCCCCAAGGAUGAGACCACUGAUGAUUUCUGGAGAAUGAUCUGGGAACACAAGGCAACAAUUAUUGUUAUGGUGACUCGCUGUGAAGAAAAUAAUAGGAACAAAUGUGCCCAAUACUGGCCAACAACGGAGAAUAGCACUGAAACUUUUGGGGACAUUGUUGUGAAGAGCAAUGAAAGUAAAACGUGUCCUGACUACAUUAUUCAGAAACUGCAUAUUACAAAUAGAAAGGAGAAGACACCUGGGAGAGAUGUGACGCACAUUCAGUUCACUAGCUGGCCAGACCAUGGAGUGCCUGAAGAUCCUCAUCUUCUCCUCAAAUUACGCCGCAGAGUUAAUGCUUUAAGCAACUUUUUUAGUGGCCCAGUAGUGAUUCAUUGCAGUGCUGGUGUUGGACGUACUGGAACCUAUAUUGCGAUCGACGCUAUGCUGGAGGGGCUGGAGGUAGAAGGCAGAGUGGAUGUUUAUGGCUAUGUUGUAAAGCUCCGUCGACAGCGAUGCCUCAUGGUUCAAGUGGAGGCACAGUACAUCCUGAUCCAUCAAGCACUGGUGGAAUACAAUCAGUUUGGUGAAACAGAGGUCACUCUCUCUGAACUGCACACCUACCUUAAUAAUCUGAAGAAAAGAGAUCCUCCCAGUGACCCCUCUCUGCUGGAAGCGGAAUUCCAGAGGCUACCAUCCUACAGGGGAUGGCGGACACAGAACACUGGCAAUCGACAGGAAAAUAAAAGUAAAAACCGGAAUUCCAAAAUGAUUCCAUAUGACUUUAACAGAGUACCAAUUAAACAUGAAGAGGAGAAAAGCAAAGAGAGUGAACAUGAUUCAGAGGAAUCAUCUGAUGAGGACAGUGAUUGUGAGGAAGCAAGCAGAUACAUAAAUGCAUCAUUCAUAACUGGCUACUGGGGUCCAAAAGAAAUGAUUGCAACACAAGGGCCACUACCAGAAACGAUCAAUGACUUCUGGCAAAUGAUCUUUCAAAGAAAAGUCAAAGUAAUUGUUAUGUUGACAGAGCUGAAAGAAGGAGAUCAGCAACUCUGUGCACAGUACUGGGGAGAAGGAAAGCAAACAUAUGAAGGUAUAGAAGUUGAAAUGAAAGAUGUCAACCUGUCUUCUAGCUACACCAUACACGCAUUUGAUGUAACACAUGUGAAGAGGAAAGAAACUCGAAAUGUGUAUAUGUACCAGUACCACAAGUGGAAUGGCUUGGACCUUCCUGAAAAUCCCAAAGACUUAGUCACCAUGAUUCUGAACCUCAAACAAAAACUUGCAGUUAAAUGUGUCACUGAGGACAUCAGAUGCAGCCGGAGCAUUCCAAUUGUCAUUCACUGCCGUGAUGGAUCUGAACAAACUGGUGUAUUUUGCGCCUUGUUGACCCUCUUGGAAAGUGCAGAAACAGAAGAUGUGAUAGAUGUCUUCCAAGUAGUGAAAUCUCUUCGACGUGCUAGGCCGGGAAUGGUCCCCACUUUUGAACAAUACCAGUUCCUGUAUGAUACUAUUAGCAGCAUCUACCCUGCACAGAAUGGACAAGUAAAGAAAAACAGCAAGCAGGAAGAUACAGUUGAAAUUGACAUGGAAGCAGAUAAAACAGAUCAGGAAGCUAAUUUGAUUACUAUGGAUAUCAUCUCACUGGAGUCAGAGGCCAAUAUGAAUAUGGAAGCGCGAGAAGAUUCCAAAUCUGCAGAUGGCAUUCAGGGACCAGAAAGCUCUUCAAAUGGACCCAAGACUCCAGUUUUAACUGAGAGUGCAUAGAAAACUAUAUGAAAUUUGGAUGUACAAAGGAUCUUAAACAGAAUAAGUAGUAGAGAUUUGAUCUUGAGUUAAUUUUUCAAAGGUACGGUAUGGAAAGAAUACUUGAAAUUUGUGGAUAAUGUAAUGCACUGUGAAAAUUUAAUGUCUGUGUAGAUUUGCAUUUUAUUCCUUUCAAAUUAUUUGAAUUAUUUUUGAUCUUUUUACAAAUCUGUAUAUUGUAAUGCUGAUUUUCAUUAUGGUCUGGUAUUCAGGAGUGGAAAGAAAAGUCAUGCUACCUUUUUUCAAUCUUAUUUUUUGUUAUAAGAAAGUAAGUAGCCAGGACCGGAAUCUCUAACAAUGUACAGUCAUAAAUAUAAAGUUAGAAGUAUGGCAAAUAUGAGUUUUCUUGUAAGUAACUAUUGUCUUACUAUCUUUAAAUUGACUUAGUGGGUAAGGAAUAUGGCCUGAAUUUCAGAAAUGCAAUUCCUAUUGACUUUAGUUAGGGUUGUGCUUGCUUUGCAGGUGCUUUGCAGAACAGCAAAGCCAUAUCUGGGUCAUAUCUUACAGCUCCAUCAAAGUCUAUGGGGUUUUAUACUAGCUGAGUAACUGGUCCCACACAUCCUUACCAAUCUAGGACUGUAAGCUUUGCAUUUUUCUAACUGGCCUCAAGAUGUCCUCAUUGCUCCAUACAAAUCCAUCUGAGGCUUCAAUAUUUGAAAGAAGAAAGUCCAGAACUCAGAGUAUUGAUUGAUUGGAGAAACUUUGAUAGUUAAUUGAAUUGACAUUUGGCAACUUGAGAUCUCAUGUGUUACCACAACUGCUUCUUGUGCUAAUUUUUUCUAAUUUAAAGAGAGAGCUUCUGCAAAAGUGUCGUACCUAUUAUGUAUAUUCAACAUUCCAAAAUACUAUGCUACUAAUAGUACAUGCUACUAGCACAUUGCUGAUUUUAUUUAGUAGUUUCGUAAUAUGAUGAUGAUUUGUAUGUUACAGUUUGGAUUAUUUUACUAUUGCCUUAGUGGAUUUCAGCCUAAUCUUUUAAAGCCAAAUAAAAAGGACAAUUAAUAAAUUG
Molecule: messenger RNA, 4700 nt
Organism: Mauremys mutica (yellowpond turtle)
Lineage: Eukaryota; Metazoa; Chordata; Testudines; Geoemydidae
Gene: PTPRC
Product: protein tyrosine phosphatase receptor type C
Exons: 31
Coding region: 86-3652 (1188 amino acids)
Biological process (GO): protein dephosphorylation; positive regulation of peptidyl-tyrosine phosphorylation; negative regulation of protein kinase activity
Molecular function (GO): protein binding; protein tyrosine phosphatase activity
Source: RefSeq, a predicted model, not a curated record